Messenger RNA from Bombus terrestris (buff-tailed bumblebee), 2127 nucleotides. RefSeq lists its product as uncharacterized. Bases 1207 to 1983 code for a protein of 258 amino acids. The transcript has 2 exons. The record is from RefSeq and is a predicted model, not a curated record. Lineage: Eukaryota; Metazoa; Arthropoda; Insecta; Hymenoptera; Apidae.
UGUUAUAUAUAGUGUAGUAGUACUAUACGUUGUUUAUUAUUUAUAUCGUCACAUUUAUUACAGAAUGUCGUGUACAUUUGGAGAAUGUACCGUUUGGAGUACAUUGCGGCGGACAGCAAUAGCACAAAAGCGCAACGUUUAUACGGCGAAAAAUAUCCUAAUAGGACUAUAUCCAGCGCAAAGAUAUUUUGCAAAAUAGACCAACGGUUGUGGGAUGCAGGUACAUUAAAACCUGCGAAAUCUGGCGGACAAAUUCAGCAUGACGAUUUGGAUCUGAGAAAUAGAAUACUGUGCCAUAUGAGGCAUGUGCAAUAUAAAUAUGAGGAUUAUUGCUGCUGAAGAAUGUGUCCGCAACAACACCGUAUGGCGCGUAUUGAAGUGAGAAAAUCUAUACUCGUAUAGCUUUUAGAAAGUUCAGGAGUUAAAAGCAGUGGAUGUUCUCAAAAGAAAAGAUUCUUACAAAUGGAUGACAACGUAAUUCUAAUUUCACCGCGAGCAUAUUAUUUACUAAUGAGGGAAUAUUUAAUAAAUGUGGAAUGACGAAUAUAUGUUAGCGAACAUUUUUGGGCAUGUGAAAAUUCAUACACAUCAGGAGAUGAUUCAUGGAGAAUGGUAUACCACCACAUUCUACCAACCCAGUGCAUGAGCACUUGACUAGCUCUUUUGGAAACAUGUGUAUCGGUCAAAGAGGACCUGUGCGUUGGCCUCUUCAGUCCCCAGAUUUAAAUCCCCUCGACUUUUACUUCUCAAGACACACGAAGAGAUUAGUGUAUGCAUUGGCGGUGUCUACGGUAAUUGAUCUGUAACGCCGCAUUUUCUCCGUGGCGGAAAUCGCACAGAAUACGGUGAGAAAUUUUCGCACAAUGUGGCAAAUUUUUAAGAGAAGAGUCAGACUCUAUUUACAAGAAGAUGGAGGAUAAAUCGAACAACUAUUGUAAUUUGUUGUAUUUUUAGUCGACACUCGCGACCGGGAUAAUCGCGGCGCGUGUGUAGACCUUUUAUGAAUAUUGACAAUACGCUGUUUUAUUUAGAAAUUAAGGAAGCAAAGGAUUAGGGGAAAUAUUAAUCUUCCCUACUCCGAAUCAUCGUGGGGCGAUGUUUAAUAUACUCUAUGGAUUUCCAUGAAAUCGGUGCACAUUCUCGAAAUGCAACAUACUCUGCGGGGACUAUCCGGCGAGGCACGAAUUAAAUUACAUUUCGCGCCAAAUGCGACCAAGGCAAAACAGUAUGUUCAUUGGAUCUAGCAUGUCCUUCCUCCCUGGAGGUGAAGAUAUACCGCGUCGCACAAAAAGCGCCGUCAAUCUUCAGUUCUUAAUGUUUUCGGAGAACACCUCCAACGAACAGGAUACUUUAAAAAACCUGAAGCCAGCCAACGAGUCUACGAAAUUGUUGCAAGACGAACGAAAGGCUAGUAUUGGUCAAUUGAACAGAAUCGAAACGUUUAAGUCUGCCUUUGCAGACAGAGGAAUGAGUAUCUGUCAAUUCGAUGCUUCCCCAAAAUUAUGGCAACGAGACCAUCGGAUGAGUGUCUGCCAAUUUGACAGAAUGGAGGUACGUGCCAGACCGUUGCAAAGAAAUCGUGGUGGAUGUAUUUGUCACUUCGAUAGAAUGGACGUGUUAGCCAGGCCGCUGCAGAGAGAUCGUAUAGGUAGUGCUUACCGUUUUGAUAGAAUGGAUGUUCUGGCUAAGCCAAAUCUUUCUCUUGGUAAAAUCUUGAUGAGAGAAAGACGCGUCAGCAUGAGCAAUUUUCUCGAGAAAAACGAGGGAACAGUGAAAGGUAAUCAAAUAGCACAGCGUCUAAGCAGUAAUAGCGUUGAGAAAAUCGAGAAGGCAGCAUUUGUCGACGAAGCGGUAUGUGAAAAGAAAAAGGAGAAAUUUGCCAAAUAUAUACCCGAAGAAAAUAAAAAUACCUCUUAUAAACUGGAACCGUCGUGCAGCAAAGCACCCGAAACUGUGUUUGAUUACAAGACUACUUGCCUGUAGCAGGGACAACUUAUACGUAAAACUUAUUAAUAUCCUAUUGCUAAAAAUCAUGUUAAAUUUCCAAUAACGUAAUAAUCGUUUUACUGUUAUGGAAUUAUAUCAGGAAACGGUAUGUAAUGAUAUAAACAAAAUAUGAAAAAGUAA